Molecule: messenger RNA, 1456 nt
Organism: Odontomachus brunneus
Lineage: Eukaryota; Metazoa; Arthropoda; Insecta; Hymenoptera; Formicidae
Exons: 3
Coding region: 214-561 (115 amino acids)
Source: RefSeq, a predicted model, not a curated record
ACUUCAUGCUCUCGAGACGACCGACUCGCUCGGAGUCGGUAGUGCUCCGCGAAUGCGCUUCCUCGCGUCGUGUCGGUUCCUGUUCUCCUCACUCGAUCAACAGAAACAUCACUGAACAGACCGGGAAAUCUGUGAGACAGCUUGCAAAACGACUGGGAAAGUUUAUUCCUUCGGCAAAGAGAAAUUAACAAGCGACUGAUAGUGCGCGAUAACAUGAAGAUCAAUUCGACGGAAGCAUACAAUACAUCCACAGUGGAGGUGUCCCGCCGUGACGAAGAAUCGAAUGAGUUAGUGCCACUGGUAUCCGGCGUGAUUAGCGUGAUCAUCAUUAUAGUGAUCUUGUUUUGGAUAGCUAUCCAAAUAGACCGCUUAUACCAGCAGCAAGAGUACCUCGUUCCCCGUGCCACGAGGAGGAAGCAAAGGAAACUGAAGUGGGGAAUGUCACUACCAGGACAGGCAAGAGGAAAGAGCAGAAAAGACGACUCGAAAGCCUUGGCCUCGGAUAUGUGUCCAAAUGGUGCCAGUGAUACCGGAUUUAAAACGAUAUGUGAUACUGUUUGAUGUUCCGAGAGAUUUCAACUCGCAUUUCACAAGUACUUCACGAAAGGCUUGAAAAAAAUGAAUUUUAUCGUGACAGUGUUCGCGUACAGCUGAUAAUUAAUGAAGUAUAUAUUAGUAUAUAAAAGUAUUACAAGAAAAAGCAGUGAGACAUUUUCAAAAGUGGCAUUGAUUUUGCCAUUAAAGGUGACUGUAAUCAUUCACAGCUGAUCGUUCACUAAAUACCAGUGAUUAUAAUCGCUCCGUCAAAAUUUCACGUAACUGACAACGUUGUGAUGAUGCGUAGCAACGACCUUUGAUAUAAGCUAGGCGCAGUGUUGCACUUAGAUAGUUUUAAAAUCUAUGAGAUCGAAAACCAUCUCCAUGAGAUGAUUUAAAAAUUAUUUAAACGCAACACUGGCUGGCGUCAUGUAUGCAUUAACAAUGCAACUAGGAUCACCUGUACGAUUUCCAACCUUACAAAUUACAUAUAAAGAUUGAAAGCCGUAGGAAACUGCAAUAAAUUUGUAUUUAUCUUGUUCAGUAAAAUUAUAUCUAUAUUGGCCUACGCUAGAAGAGAGUUGUUCCACAGCACUGGAUAAAUAUUGUUCUUUAAUAAUAAUAAGAAAAAUGUGUGUUAAGGCAUAUAUGAUGCGAGUGUAAUAAAAAUUCUAUCAUACGUACGCAUAGAGGCUACUGACGUUACGUGCGUCUGUGUUACAGCGUGUGUGUCUUUCGACUGGACACUGGCGUAGCGAAAGGAUUAAAUCGAAAAUGCGGUUGCUUGAACUGCUUCUCAGUCGCAUUUUGCAAAGAGCCACGCCUGAUAUUUAUUAAAAAUAUUGUGUGACUGAGUGGUAUGCACUUGUAUAUAAAUAUUUUGUAUAUAAAUAUAUUAUAAAUAUACAUAUAAAUGUAG